UCGUGCCCAGAGGAAGGGACCACGACGUCUCGGGAACUUCCCGUUCACCCCAAGUGCCGACCCCGGCAGGAACGUAGACCUGGCAAAGACGGGUGGGUGUGGGCUCAGGGGCCCAGAUGGGGCGAGUGUUGUCGGAAGAUGUUCCCUGCAGACUGGGGUGCGGGAGCUGACUGCAGCGGGAGCGGGGAAGAUCCAGGCCGGCGGGUAAUGCGCGUUUCCGUAUUGGAUACUGACCGUGAGCCCGGCACAAAGCGCGCCCUGGCGUUGGACUUAGAAGCCAGAAAGACCGGAUAAAUUCCGCCUUUGUCACUUGGGCAUAAGUGAGGUUCUUAUCUGAAAAUAAGGAUAGUAGUUAAAAACUGCUUUGUGGCGUUGUUCAGAAAGAGGCCUAAAUCUCAACGUCUUUGGAACGUUCUUUGGAAUGUCUUUGGAACGUUCAGCUCUUGUGUAGCAAGCAGGAGAGGAGCCCUGGGGACAGGAGUCCCACCUGGAAGAAAAGUUUAUCUGACAGGAACCAUAUUCACCAAAGUUUCAGAACAAAUGCAGAAGAACCCAGAAAGGAGUGGGUCCUAAUUUGUUCCACCAGAAGCAUUUUGUCAUUACCUUUUCCAGAAAGAGCCAGACUUGGUGAUGUCACCACAUCCAGAAGCCAUCACAGACUGUAUGACAGUGGAAACUGGUCCAGCUUGCAGAAGGUGCUUAUCCUUCACAGUUGUCUGUACUCUCCCAACAACAGCAGAAAAUGGACACAACUCAGGCAUCAGUGUCAUUCAAGGACGUGACUGUGGAGUUCACCCAGGAGGAGUGGCAGCAAAUAGGUCCAAUUCAGAGGACCCUGUAUAGAGAUGUGAUGCUGGAGAACUACAACAACCUGGUCUCAGUGGGGAACUGCAUUUUCAAACCAGCAGUAAUCUUCAAAUUGGAGCAAGGAGAGGAGCCUUGGUUCUUAGAAGAAGAAUUCUUAAACCAGAGCCACCAAGAAGAUUACAGAGAUGAUUACCUGAUCAAGAGGAACAAGAAAAUCAAAGACAACCACUUUCAGGAAGUAAUAUCCAUUGAUAAUAAACUAUUGACUGGAGAGGAAGAGGAAAUUUUGGGAAAACAGUUUAAUCUGCACAUAGCUCCUGUUUCAACAAAAAUGUCCUGUAAAUAUGACUCAUGGGGAGUAAAUUUGCAAAAUAUUUCCCAAUUUAUCAUUAAUAAUAGAAACUAUUCAACAAAAAAACGAGAUUGCUGUAGUGUAUGUGAAAAUUUGUCUUUCAAAAUUAAGUUUGAGAGAAAUCACACUGGAGAGAAGUUAUAUGAAUAUAAUAGAAGUGGGGAAGCUUUCAGUUAUAAGGAAAAUCCUCCUGAGAGUCAAAAGUGUCAAACGUUGGAGCAAGCUUUUAAAUGUAAUGAAAUUGGAAAAACCAUCUAUGAUGAGGCUGCCUGUGUUACACAUAAGAAUAUUCACACAGGAGAAAAAUCCAAUAAAAAUGAUGGAUUUAGGGGAAAAAAUGAAAAAACAACUGUCUUUAACUAUAAAACAACUGGGACAGGGGAGAAAUACCCUCAUCUUAACCAAUGUGGGAAAUCCUGUGAGAAGUCAGCUCUCAAGGAAUACAAUAAAUUCAACAUGGCUGUGAAACAUGAAUGUAAUGCAAGUGGGAAUAAUUUCUACAGGAAGUCAUACUUCACUCAACCUCAGAUACCUGUCACAGAAGAGAACUCAUUAGUAUGUAAUGACAGAAGACAAACUGGGGAUAAAUCCUUUGAAUAUCAUGAAAAUAGGAAUUCCUACCACAUAUCAGCCCACAAAGUACGACAGCGAAGUCACUCUGAAGUAAAACCCUAUAAGUGUAAUGAAUGUGGUAAAUCUUUCUUUCAAAAAGGACAUCUCAUUCAACAUCAGAGAACUCACACAGGAGAGAAACCAUUUGAAUGUAAUGAAUGUGGAAAAACCUUCUCCCAGAAGUCACACCUCAGUACACAUCAGAGAAUUCACAGAGCAGAAAAACCCUAUAAGUGUAAUGAAUGUGGGAAAACAUUUGUCCAGAAGUCAACCCUCAGGGGACAUCAGAGAAUUCAUACAGGAGAGAAGCCUUAUAAAUGUAGUGAAUGUGGGAAAACUUUUGUUCAAAAGUCAACCCUCAGAGAUCAUCACAGAAUUCACACAGGAGAGAAAUCCUUUCAGUGUAAUGAAUGUGGGAAAACUUUUGGUCAGAAGUCAAACCUCAGAAUACAUCAGAGAACACAUAGUGGUGAGAAAACAUAUCAGUGUAACGAAUGUGAAAAAUCGUUCUGGCGAAAAGACCAUCUCAUUCAACAUCAGAAAACACACACAGGAGAGAAACCUUUUAAAUGUAAUGAAUGUGGGAAAACUUUUGCCCGGACAUCAACCCUUAGAGUGCAUCAAAGAAUUCAUACUGGGGAGAAACCAUUUAAAUGUAAUGAAUGUGGGAAAAAAUUUGUCCGGAAGGCAAUCCUUAAUGAUCAUCAGAGAAUUCAUACAGGAGAGAAACCUUUUCAGUGUAAUAAAUGUGGGAAAACUUUUGGCCAGAAAUCAAACCUCAGAAUACAUCAGAGAAUUCACAGUGGUGAAAUCUUAUAA
Prionailurus viverrinus (fishing cat) is the source of this 2590-nucleotide messenger RNA. RefSeq names its product zinc finger protein 510 (gene ZNF510). The coding region runs from base 743 to 2590 and encodes 615 amino acids. The record is from RefSeq and is a predicted model, not a curated record. Gene Ontology annotation, biological process: negative regulation of transcription by RNA polymerase II. Gene Ontology annotation, molecular function: RNA polymerase II cis-regulatory region sequence-specific DNA binding; DNA-binding transcription repressor activity, RNA polymerase II-specific. The transcript is spliced from 6 exons. NCBI's taxonomy places the organism in Eukaryota, Metazoa, Chordata, Mammalia, Carnivora, Felidae.